Messenger RNA from Solanum pennellii, 477 nucleotides. RefSeq lists its product as uncharacterized. The record is from RefSeq and is a predicted model, not a curated record. The transcript has 2 exons. Gene Ontology annotation, molecular function: nucleic acid binding. The coding region runs from base 1 to 477 and encodes 158 amino acids. NCBI's taxonomy places the organism in Eukaryota, Viridiplantae, Streptophyta, Magnoliopsida, Solanales, Solanaceae.
AUGCCAUUUGGCCUCAAGGCAAAGGUAGAAUGGGCUGUGAAGAACCUAAAGAUUAUACCUUACGUACAGUAUGUGCAGAUGUUGUGCAGAAGAUUUCGUACGAUCAAGUUAAGACAUACUCCCAGAAUACAGAAUGAAUUGGCCGAUGCUCUCGCUACCAUCGCUUCGAUGAUUAAACAUCCGGAUACAGAUUAUAUUGAUUAUCUGGAUAUAGAGUUGAAAGAACACCCAGUCCAUUUUUCCCAUGUUGAAGCAGAACCAGACGGUUUGCCUUGGUAUUUUGAUAUAAAGAAGUAUUUGGAGUCUGGAACUUAUCCCGAAGAUGCUACGUCCAAUCAGAAGAAUUCGAUACGUCGUAUGGGUUUCAAUUUCUUUUUAAGUGGAGAAAUCCUUUAUAGGAGGACUCCAGAUUUGGGUCUUCUCAGAUGUGUCGAUGCUGUUGAAGCUGCCAAACUUAUUGAACAGAUACACAUAUGA